AUGGAGUCGUCGAGCGCGGCGAGCGGUAGCUACCGACCCGAGCCGACGAGCACUGGUCGAUGUCAAUACUGUGCACACUUGGCCUUCAAGGCCAGGAAAGCUGCUGUUGAUACGUUUAUGGCAGGGAACGAUAUGCCUUGGGAUUUUGAGGUCGGAAUGUAUGACCUUGUUUUACGGCUGAAUCAGAUGGAAGAAGAGACUAGGUUGCAUCCCGAAACGGCACGGCACUUAGCCGACAAAGCAACCCGCUAUACGGCAAGACUCCGCACUCAACUAUCGGACGGAGAACUGACGCCGGUACAGUCGCUUAACAAUUGCCGAAUACGAACCAUGGCGCCUUUGGAGUACGAAGAGGUAACGUUGGGACCAUUAUUGGGGGCGGGGGGAUUUUCUACUGUCUUUGCGGUGGACGGGUUUCAUCUAAAGGACCACUCGACACCUGAUUACGACUCGGACGAACGCGCUGCACGGGAAUUUUUGAAUAAGCACGCACGACGAUACGCUGGGAACGGUGGACCGACUAUACACCGCUCGGUCGAAGGCACGAAAUCCAAUCAAACUACCGCGCGCUAUGCGGUAAAGCACCUCCGCCGCGGGCUCGCCGAGGAAGCGGAUAGGUUCGAACGCGCUGCGGUGGAUCUAGUGAUGGAAGCCCAGCUGCUGCUGGCGCUCGAUCAUCCCAACAUAAUAUCCAUACGUGGGUGGUCUCGUCAAGGACCAGGUGGUUACGUGAACGGAAAACAUACGGACUUCUUCGUCAUUCUGGACCGAUUGCCCGAAACAUUAGAAGACAAGAUUUACGCCUGGAGAAAAAAACUGAAACGGUACAAAGCCAUGGGGAAGCUACCGUGGGGACGGAAGAAGUAUAUCGCCAAGACUAGUGCUCUGUUGUUGAAACGAAUGCAGGCGGCGCUUGACAUUGCUGCCUCCUUGGAAUAUAUGCACGAUCGGCGCAUCAUCAACCGCGACGUAAAAGCCAGCAACAUUGGCUUUGAUAUCCACGGCGAGCUGAAAAUGUUCGAUUUUGGCCUUUCUCGUCUACUGCCGGCCGAAGAAGAGCGCGUCGAAGGUGGCUUUGUCAUGUCGCGGGUUGGCACAAAGUAUUACAUGGCUCCCGAAGUAUGCGACAAGCAGCCCUUUGACCUGUCGGCGGACGUGUACAGCUUUGGAGUGGUCCUGUGGGAAUUGCUGACCUUGUCCACGCCUCGCGAAGUGAUUCGGAAGCUCCGACGUCUCACGAACAGCUCGUAUAUUCUACCGAUCUGUCCGUGCUGGCCUAAAGCACUGCAAAGGCUGGUGGGACUGUGUCUUGCGGACGACCCUAGUGUACGCCCGACCAUGGCGGUCGUACGAGCGUCAAUCGAGAUAAUGUUGGAACGGCUGGGGGUACCACGUGCUGUAGGGGGAAAAGCACGUCGCCGUUCCACCUUUCGAUUGGAGACGACCGCAACUGAUAGUAUUGCCAACGCCGCUCUCACCGUGCAAUCGUUUUCCGAUUACGAUCCGUCCAUUCCAACUUCUGUCCAAUGCAAUUGA
This is a messenger RNA of Phaeodactylum tricornutum CCAP 1055/1, 1536 nucleotides long. RefSeq lists its product with no specific name. Gene Ontology annotation, molecular function: protein kinase activity; ATP binding. The transcript has 2 exons. Lineage: Eukaryota; Bacillariophyta; Bacillariophyceae; Surirellales; Neidiaceae. The record is from RefSeq and is a predicted model, not a curated record. Gene Ontology annotation, biological process: protein phosphorylation. The coding region runs from base 1 to 1536 and encodes 511 amino acids.